UUUAACACAUCUUUAAAUUUACAGGUCUUGGUGCUGAAUUGGCUGAGCUACUAAUGGAAGCUCAGCUCCUACAGGUUUCACUCCCCGAAAUUCAAGAGUUGUAUCAGACGCUUCUGACUCAUCCCUCACCUGCAACUCCUGAUCAUAACCUUCCUCUUACUAGUCCUAGUAAGGAUAAGGGCUCUUCAAAACCGCAAACAGACUGGACCACCACUCAUUCUGAGGUCCUAAGUUGUACAGCUAGGAAGGACAAAUCUUGCAGUGCUGAGUGGAGGUUAAAGCGUGGCCAUGAGGGUGCUGGACACAAAAUGAGGAAAAAACCCACUCCCUGUAAAAAGAGAGUAAAAAUACCACAGUCCAAAGAUUUGUAUUACCAUGAGGAGACCAAACCAAAUGAUUCUCAGUGGUCGUUUACUUCAGAUGAAUCAGAUGAUGACAAUGCCGUUUGUCCAGCAGAUCACUGCCAGGAACCGGAAGGUGAUGAGGUAGACUGGGUACAGUGUGAUGGGAGCUGCAAUAGAUGGUUCCAUCAAGUCUGUGUUGGUCUCUCUGCAGAAGCAGCUGAGAAGGAAGACUAUAUGUGCAUUCACUGUAGCAAGAUUUCUGCUGAACAUAAAUGAUGGCAGGCAGACACUAUCCUCCAGCACUCAAAAUAAAAAUUCAGGUCUUUUUCACUUUGAUGGCGCAGGGCAAAAUUGACAUUUCCUGGAGCUGUGGAUUUCCUUUUUCUCCUUUUUGAAGAUGUUUUCAGGUUUUCUUUUAUUCUAAUUAAGCUCCAGCUCCAAAUGGUGCUACUUAAACAUGUGCUGCCCUCUCUGCCUUCCACAGAACUCUUGAGAAAAUAUUUUUUUUGGAAAUUUUGUAAAGUUUUUUCUUUCAACAGUGCAGCUCUUUAGUUAAUGAUCUGGUUUUUCAUCUCAAUUUUUUUUCCUUCCCUUUUGAGAGGAGCUUCUUCUGCAAUCCUCUUUUUGAUACCUCACAUCAGUGAUACAUAAGUUCGGCAGCCAAUAGCAGUCUUUCAAUGAGUUGAUAUUUUUAAGGCACCGUGACUCAUACUUAUGGAGACUCAACUCCUUCUCUUGAAAUAUUAAUUUGGAAUAUACAGAACUUAUUUUCAGUAGGAUAAUUUAUCUCGGCAAUAACUUUUUUUUUUUUUUUUUAAAUAUAAUUAAUUCUAAAUCUUGCAACAAGAUCCUGAAUGGUUUGCUCUUGGUUUAAACGUUUCAAUUGAGGGUUACAGUAUAGAAGUGAGUGAUUAGGUGCUUAGAGCAAUGAAAUGGUUAGAUAUAUCAAAUGGAACUGCACGUCCCCUUCCCUUAAAUCCCCAUUAAUUAUUAUUUCUUAUUUGUUUUUGCAUAUCUUGUAGCUUGUAUCAAUUCUGGCAGUUUAUAUAGUGGAAUAAAAAUGCAUUUGUUCCCACAAAAA
This is a messenger RNA of Bombina bombina (fire-bellied toad), 1425 nucleotides long. RefSeq names its product lysine-specific demethylase 5B-like. The record is from RefSeq and is a predicted model, not a curated record. The transcript is spliced from 3 exons. NCBI's taxonomy places the organism in Eukaryota, Metazoa, Chordata, Amphibia, Anura, Bombinatoridae. Bases 54 to 620 code for a protein of 188 amino acids.